Molecule: messenger RNA, 5478 nt
Organism: Fopius arisanus
Lineage: Eukaryota; Metazoa; Arthropoda; Insecta; Hymenoptera; Braconidae
Gene: FMRFaR
Product: FMRFamide Receptor
Exons: 8
Coding region: 1117-2448 (443 amino acids)
Biological process (GO): G protein-coupled receptor signaling pathway
Cellular component (GO): membrane
Molecular function (GO): G protein-coupled receptor activity
Source: RefSeq, a predicted model, not a curated record
CGUCAAAAAUCCAAAUUCAUAAUUCGUUUUUUCCAUUUUUUCUGCAACGCGUGAAUCACCAGAUUUUUUAUUCUGACAAUGAAAUAUCUCGUCAUUUCUACCGACUCCCGAAUUAACGAAGAUAAAUAGUGCCAGAGUGAAUUUUUCAUUUACCGGAUAAGAUAAAUCAACGAGAUUAAAUCAAAUUGACAGAUGAAUGAGAUGAAAGUGAAUAUUUUUCUGUGGAAAUAUGGAAUAUACAAGUGGAAAUGCAUCCCCCAGAGUGAAUUUGCACGUCUAAUUUAACAAGAAGCCAUGGGGCUUUUAUUUAUAUCACGGCAUUAUAACCGGAGCCUCUAGUAUCAUUUAUCAUCUGUUAACCCAGUGCUAAACUAAGUGAACCGUGAUGCAACAUUUUGGAUACAACAUAAAAAUCAUCAAAUAUUACAACAAUUGCCGUUGGUUGUAUCACAUUAAUUGGAAAACUGCCCGAACUAUUUGGAAUUUAAAUUGAUAAGACGCAGUAAAUGGAACGAUAUUGUCGGCGAUCCAGAGUGCACCACACGAACCGUAAAAUCAAAGAUUACAAAUGUCCUGAGAACUCUCAAUCGAUUCACCGCAAAGCCCUGUCCACCGAGAUCGUGAAAACAACCGAGAACUUUCUUUGAAUAAAAUAAAAGAAUGAAAGUUCACCUGCUAUUACCCUAGGGUGUCCCGAGAAGUUGGUUUUAUCGAGAAGAAAAUCCGAAAAUCUCGAGAUCCGUCAAAGGCAAAAAAUCCCAGGGAAGAAAAACCUCCACGAGAAUUCCUUAAAAAAAAAAAAUGGCCAACACUCCUAAAAACGAGAAAUGAACGAGCCCGUAUAAUUGCCCGCAGUUCCAUCAAAAAGUUCAUUUGAUCCCGAAGAAAGUGAGGCUGGCGAGAAGACAGAAUAAAAAGCCCAAGGGGCUGAAUUUGCACCCAAAAAUUCACAAGGAGAGAAACGACAAUGGUAACAUAAAAUUUCGAAAAAAAAUCACAAUCAUUAAAGUGGCGAAAGUGAAAGAGGACGAGGAGGUGCCGGCGAAUUUGCCAAAAUUACCGCGAAAAAGAAGAAAGAAAAGUGAAAAUCCGUGAAAAAAUAAAAAUAAAAAAAUAAUGGAAAUUGACAGUGAAACGAUGAAUGCCACAACAGAAUUACCGAACGAUUGGACAAAUACCGAUUCAACAUCUAUUAAUCAACGUAAUCUAGACAGUAAUCUUACACUCGAGUGCAACGCAGAGUUGAAUGAUGGCGCGCUAUUCGAAUUUAUAACAAAUGGAAUUCUACUAAAUCUCGUUGGGCUCUUUGGAUUAUUUGGUAAUAUCAUAUCGAUGAUUAUUUUGUCAAGGCCACAGAUGAAAUCAUCCAUCAAUUAUCUACUCAUUGGACUCGCAAGGUGCGACACUGUUCUCAUUAUAACUGCGGUGCUGAUACACGGCCUACCGGCGAUUUACGCCUACACCGGUCUUCUAUUUGACUACAAAUUCGGUGUAUUCCCCCAGAUAGUGAGAUACUUAUACCCCCUGUCAUGCAUGGCACAGAUGGUGACAGUGUACUUGACAUUGACAGUUACAAUGGAGCGUUACGUUGCAGUUUGUCAUCCACUCCGGGCAAGAUCAUUCUGCACAUACGGACGAGCAAGAAUUGCUGUUCUCUCCAUCGUUAUCGUAUCGAUUAUUUAUAACAUGCCGAAGUUCUGGGAGGUAGACCUCGAGGAGGAAAUCCACUGGAAAUACAACGUCACCGUCUACUGCGUUGUUCCAGCUAUUUUACGAUCCAGCGAUAUUUACAUAACUAUUUACGUCAACUGGAUGUACUUUUUCGUAUACUAUGCCUUUCCAUUCGUCGCCCUUGUCGUCUUCAACGUCGCCAUUUACCGGAGAGUGAGAAAAGCAAACAGAGACCUUCAACAACUAUCCCGUCACCAGCGUCGUGAGAUAAAUCUAGCAACAAUGUUACUGUGCGUAGUAAUAGUAUUCAUCGUGUGCAACGUUCUUCCACUAGCCUCAAAUGUAUUCGAAAAAUUUCAAGUACUGCCACCAGCCUGGCUAGUACAAGCUGGCAAUCUCCUCGUUACAAUAAACAGCAGUAUUAAUUUCAUCGUCUACGUUAUAUUCGGUAGAAAUUUCAAGAGAUUAUUCAUCCGAUUAUUCUGCAGCUCAAAGCUAUUCGGCCCCGGCAGAGACAGCCCAGAGUUCCAGACAAAUGACGAAUCUGUUGUUACAAAUACCACAAAUAUAGAGAUGAGAAAUUCCAUACGAAGAUGCCAUCACCACAGAUCAAACACAACUGGACCGAGAAAUAAUCACUCGAGUGUACAUUUGAAUGGAAGUACAAGACAAAGCCCAUGUGUUUAUUAUCCAGGAAGAAGUCCAGUGAGAAGUCCUAGUCAAAUAUCAUCCAGAUCAUACAUCAAUGACUGGAGUAAAAACAACAAUGUUGAAUGAUGAGCCUAAUAAAUAAUUACCAAAAUAAUCCCCAGGUUUUCCAUCAAGAAAUAACUGAAGAAAUAAUUGAAGAAAUAAGUGAAGAAAUUGCCAACUCCAAUUCAGAAUUUCUUGAAUUGUAAUCUCAUUUCUUAGAAGGAAUUGAAUGUCAUUUUUUUAGGGUAACGUAAGAUAGAGAAACUUGAGGGUUGGGAAAAAAUUCGAGAUAUUUCAAGAUGUCACGUAUUUGUUCCAGCAAAUAAAUCCGAUUUCAUAGGUAUGAGAAGGAAGUCGAGAAGUUUGUUGGUAUAAUACGACAUCAAGACCUUCAACUUUCGGACUGACCUGGGGGAGAUAUUUUCUUUCAGUUCUACGUGACAGGGGAGAGGCCGGAUGAUUUAGUAAAAAGGGUAUAAAUACUCCCUUAAUUAAUUGUUUAUUCCAUUAAGGUGAGGAUAAAUUGGAAGUCUCAGGUUUAAUUCUUAUGAAAAUUACAUUUUAAUGAUCACGAAACCUCAAAGAACAAAAAAUCCCUGAAUGUUCAAGAAAAUUUCACUGAAUUCGAUUUAACCCGAAACUCUGAAUAAAAAGUGAAAUUUCUUGGAAAAUUAACGGAUUUUUUCGGUCUAAAAUGCGAAUUUUCAUAAAUUUUCAUGAAUUUUUAAAUAAACUUGAAGUUAUUGAAAAAAUCGAGAAUCCGCGAAUAUUUAAAAUGCAAGUUUUCGACUUUUCAUUAAUUUUUCGGAAAUAAUACAAAAUGAUGAAUUUGAAAUAAUAAAAUUUCCUGGAAAAUUCGGUCGCCAUUUUUUCGACGUCAUAUUUAGAAAGAAAAGUUUCUUGCUGUUAAGAGAGAAGUUUCUCGAUUGAAGAAGCCGAGUUUCGAGAUUGAAAAAACAUUUCUUUGAUUCAGAAAAAGUUUUCCACGAUUGGAGAAUAAAAUUUUCAUUGGAAAACUUUUUCUCUCCGCGGAUUCCCCUCCAAUAUUCGAUAAUUGCUCUGACCUUCUCUGUGACAUCAAUUAUUUCCAAAUAUAAUGAACUAGAUUUUAUUUAUCCAAUUAUGUGGUAUAAAUUUGUAGUAUUUAUUGUAAAAAAUAACUAGAAUUUUGAUUGAACUCUUGUUUUCAACGGAGUGAAUCGAGAUAAAUAAUUCUCAUGUAAUAUAAAUUAUUUGUACAGAAUAAAAUAAGAUGACGUUAAUGAGAGAUUGUAAAGAGAUAUUUCGGUAGGUAUUCGAGUGACAAAAUACCUCAAAGUUUUGAUAUGAUAAUAGAGAAUUGAAUUAAGAAUAAUAUAUGAAUUGUUUUAUUUAAGAAAUUAAUUUAUUCGUCAAAUGAUAAAAUAUUAUCUUCGAAUUUACGACUAAACUAUCUCGCUCGUUCAAAUUUAUAGAAUUAAAAGGCCUCAUGAUACAAAAAAAAAAAAUAAAAUAUCGACAAAGCUUUGUUUCGUGAAUCCUCAGCCAAAAAAUUAUCAAAAUAUCUGCCAAAUGACAUGAAAAAAUUGUUCAUUUCUCAAAAACCGAGAGAAAUUAAUUAACCGAAGGAAAAUAUUUUUAUUGAUCAUCUGAAAAUGCGAGAUGAAGGCGCCGCCAUCUUGUUUAAUCCAUCCCAGAGGGAUUUUCAAGAUGGCGACAUCUCCAUCUCGAAUUUUCAAAUGAUUACGAUAAUUACUUAUCUCCUUCCAAUAAUUCUCAAUUAAUUUCAUCCUGUUCCUGUGAAUUGAAUAAUUUUUUCAAGACAUUCUGCAAAUAUUUAGAUUAUUUUUUGGCUGAAAAUUAAUUCCGCAAAUAUUAUCUUCGCAAACAGAAGAAGGGGAGGUGUUUUUUUAUGUGAAGAAUUUCCUGAAUAUUAAAAAUAUUCAAAUAUGUAAAUAAUUAAUUGAAUGUCCAUUGAAAAUGAUAAUCAACUAUAUGAUUAAAAAAAAAAUAAAUACCCAGACUAUUUUUAUCACAUCAAAUCCGACACAAGUGUCUAAUCACUAGAUAAUAAUUAAUUCGUCAAAAAUCGAAUGAAUUCUACAAUUCAAUUAAUCUCUGCCAUCCUAUUGAAUGGUGUUCAUUCAGUGUUUAAGAAAUUUAAGAGGGAAAAAAAGACGCUCUCAUGGCUGUAAAACGAAAUUAAUACGUAUUCUAGUCAUGAAUAAUUCUAUAAAGAUGAUUUUCUAGAAUAAUGAACCACGAAGAAGUAAAACCUUUAAAAAUGUCACAAUUCUAUUCAAAUCAGAUAUUCACCAAAAAAUCUCCCUGAAGACUUAUUUUCUACUUCUCAUCGAAAUUGAGUGAGAUAUUAUUUAAACUAAUUAAAAAAUUAAAAAUAUUUCCCAUUUCAUAUUCAUCAAAUUGUGACAUCAAAAAUUAAUGUAGAAUAAGAAAAAAAAAAUCGCAAUUUCCAUCAGACUUUCGGAAAACAAACAAUUGCUUGAAAAUCUAUCAAUCCAAAUUUAAAAUUACGUAAAAGUAUUUAGUUAUUCAAAAGUCGAAUAGAAAAAUCUCUACGAUCGAAGAUAAAGUACGUUUUUUUACAAUCGAAUGAAAAUAUUUAUCCUUCCUUUACUAUAGCUGUAUUUCAAAGUGCAUUGUAAAUAAUAAUUAUAAAAGCAAGAUAAUUAUUCUUAUUCAAUUUUCAUCCCCUCCCCUCCCCCUAAAUCUCUCAAUAACAGAAUAUUCAAUGGAUACCAACGACUCCAAAAUCUCGACCCACAAAAUCACCGAUAACUCAAAAUGGGUAGAACGCAAUUUACCGAUUUUUAUUUCAAUAGAAAGAUAUCAUUUCAGGCUAUAACUCAAGAUCAAAUCUAUCUGAAUCGCAUUAUGGGGUCAAAAGAUACGAGGGAUCAAAUAAGAUUCAUGAUUCAUUCGACACUCCCUAACACCAACCCUAUCCUAAAAAUAGGAGAAAUUGUUCUGAAAAAAAUGAUGCGAAUACUGAUCCUUAUCUAACAAUUUAUUAGCGAGGAGCAGAGGAUUUCGAGGAUAUUAACAAGAAAAACGAAUAAUCGAUGGACAUUACAUAAUUCAAAAUCUCAGCUACAUCUCCAUGAAAGUUACUGG